This is a messenger RNA of Octopus sinensis (East Asian common octopus), 650 nucleotides long. RefSeq names its product transcription initiation factor IIA subunit 2. The transcript has 4 exons. Gene Ontology annotation, biological process: RNA polymerase II preinitiation complex assembly; transcription initiation at RNA polymerase II promoter. Gene Ontology annotation, cellular component: transcription factor TFIIA complex. The record is from RefSeq and is a predicted model, not a curated record. The coding region runs from base 205 to 525 and encodes 106 amino acids. Lineage: Eukaryota; Metazoa; Mollusca; Cephalopoda; Octopoda; Octopodidae. Gene Ontology annotation, molecular function: TBP-class protein binding; RNA polymerase II general transcription initiation factor activity.
UCGGCUUUGUCGGCGGGUUUUGUAACACCGUUUCCCAUUGGUCAGUUCUUCCUCCGGUUCUCGCCUUCCCUUUUGCUUCCGUUCCAUAUUGCAUCUCUUGUUUCCUGUUCCACAGUUUCACAUUUAUUAUUUGCCCCGUGUCUUCCCAAGAAAGAAGGGAAAUAAACAAACAAACCAACACCGCAGCCAGCCAGCCAAAGCAGUAUGAGUUACCAACUUUACCGUAACACUACCAUUGGGAACACCUUGCAGGAGAGUCUUGAUGAAUUCAUACAGUGUGGACAGAUAACACCGCAACUAGCUCUGAAAGUGUUGCUACAGUUCGACAGAGCUAUCAAUGCUGCUUUAGCAAGCCGUGUACGGAACAGAGUCUCAUUCAAGGGUCAUUUAAAUACAUAUCGCUUUUGUGACAAUGUGUGGACAUUCGUCUUGGAGGAUGUUGAGUUUCGGGAUGUACAAGAGAUUGCCAAAGUUGAUAAAGUGAAAAUAGUGGCAUGUGAUGGAAAGGGGGAGCCACAGAAGUAACAGUUGUACUGACAUGUGGUCAGCAGUGAAAAUUUCGGCUGGAACUCACAGAGCUACUUACUGGCAAACCUAAAAGUCAUGCUAACAGAAAGAAAAAUGCAAGAACAAAAAAAAUCUUUUAUUUA